Alosa sapidissima (American shad) is the source of this 3391-nucleotide messenger RNA. RefSeq names its product vascular endothelial growth factor C-like. Gene Ontology annotation, molecular function: chemoattractant activity; growth factor activity; vascular endothelial growth factor receptor 3 binding. Bases 636 to 1967 code for a protein of 443 amino acids. The record is from RefSeq and is a predicted model, not a curated record. Lineage: Eukaryota; Metazoa; Chordata; Actinopteri; Clupeiformes; Clupeidae. Gene Ontology annotation, cellular component: membrane. The transcript is spliced from 7 exons. Gene Ontology annotation, biological process: response to hypoxia; positive regulation of angiogenesis; positive regulation of protein phosphorylation.
GAGCGCCAGAGAGAAAAGGAGAAAGAGAGCGCCAGAGAGAAAAGGAGUGAAAGGGAUCAGCCCACACUGACAACUCAGCCCUGUCUGCGCGCCGCUCCCCUCUUGACCGGGAUAUUAUUUAGCCACCGAUCAGGCUGGACUCAUGCAACACGGUGGUCUGUCUGCCUGUCCUGUACACUCUCUCUCUGCCUCCAGGGCAAUUGACCGAACCCAGCGUUUCCCAUGACUCACGGCAACUGCCUGAAAAUCAGUUCAUACUGGAAAUUUCCCUCACCGCACUCUUUACCUUGGUAAUCAUUGAGAAGCCAGAUACUUUUGGAGGAAGUAAAUGUGGUUCAUGGCACAUAGUGACUUAGAUCAGAGAGAUACAGAAGAGAGACAGAGAGAGAGAGAGAGAGAGAGAGAGAGAGGGAGAGAGAGAGUGAAAGGAGAGAGAGAUAGAGAGUGAACGCUUCACAGGAAGAAUGCAAGGCUGGGAGGCACCACACAGUGGACUGACUUCAGCCUGGAGAGGAAUGUGCCGCACUUGGGAGCGGGAGGACUGGAGUACCGGGAUGAGAUAGUUCCAGUGCGAUCUCCGGGGGCAUCGGCAGAUCCUUAUCUUUCCCUUCCCUCCCUCCCAUCACGGACACACUAUGUGGAUGCUUGUUCUGUUCCUAAGGAUUCUCAGUAUUACCUGUGUCUGUGGAUAUGAAUAUGGGGAUUACUAUCCAGGCAAGGAGGAAACAGAGGUUACUACAGUUGAGGACUUAACACUUGGGGUAUCCAGCUUGGAUGAGUUGUUAGAAGUACUGUAUCCAGCAUACAGGUUGAGGCAGCGCUGCUUGCAGAGGAGAUCGGAGCGCACAGCAUCUCCCCAGUACGCUGAUGAAGACAUGUGGAGGACGCCACGGCAACUGGCUCUGUUCAAGGAUGAUGGCACUUUUGAUGUCAUUUUGGAGGAGAUCCAGCGAACAAUAUGCCGUCCACGAGAGGUGUGUCUGGAAGUGUCUAAGGAAUUUCCGGACAGCACCAGUCGAUUUUACCUUCCCCGGUGUGUGGGCGUCCAUCGAUGUGGAGGGUGCUGUCCCAGUGAGGCCUUCCACUGUACCAACACCAGUUAUACACUGGUAAACAAAACACUCCUGGAGUUGUCUCCUCCACGGAUGGAGCGGACCGUGGUCAUGGUGUCCGUAGUCAACCACACCUCCUGUGAAUGUCUGGCAAAGAGGCCGAGACACUCAAUCAUCAGGAGGUCUCUUGAUGAGCAGCCAACACUGUGUCCCCAGCCGGAGGAGGCCUGCAGUGCUGGCUUCGUGUGGGACGAGCUGGGCUGCAAGUGUGUUCCAGCGGAUCUACUGUCCUUGUCAGAACAAGAGCUGGAGCCCGGGGACUCCGCCCUGCUGGAGUUGUGCGGGCCAAAUAAACUGCUGGACGAGGAGAGCUGCGACUGCGUGUGCCAGAACGGGCUGACCGUGGCCAGCUGCGGCCCUGGGUGGCGGCUGGACGAGGACGCUUGCGAGUGCGUGUGCGAGGUCCCGGCAGGCCCCGAGACGCCCCCCUGCCCACCCAACAGGCGCUGGGACCCUGAGCAGUGUGGCUGCGUGUGCCAGAACGGGCUGACCGCUGCCAGCUGCGGUCCUGGGUGGCGGCUGGACGAGGACACUUGUGAGUGCGAGGUCCCGCCAGGCACCGAGGCACCCUCCUGCCCACCCAACAGGCGCUGGGACCCUGAGUGUGGCAGCUUGUGCCAGGUCCAGUGUCCUGCUAGCCAGCCGCUGGACCCGGAGACUUGCCUCUGCCAGUGCAAGAAGAGCGAGCAGACCUGCAUGCUACUGGGCAAAAAGUUCAAAGCUGACAACUGCAGCUGUUAUCGGCUGCCAUGCAAAGAUCCUCACAGGAAGUGCCCGAGUGGCUCCUACUACAGUCAUUUAGUCUGCCAGUGCAUUCCCAACUUUCUGAGGUCAAAUGAAAGGGAACUGACAUAGUACAAUGUUCAGCUGUUGUGAGCCCUACACCAUGAAUGGAGAGGAUUACACACUUUUUGGAGACUGGUCCAGAGAAAUUCUUCACCGUCCCAACAGACUCAAGCCAGUGACCGCCAUUACGGGAUGUGCAAGAAUCCUACCGAGGGAGUUUGCAUGGACAAAGGAGCACUGAACUGGACUGAACUGAGAUAUACUGAACUGUUACAUAAACAGCCAUGGAGCAAACUUUCCCAAGCUGCUCGUUCUGAAUAUAUUUAUCAACUGGUACCCUUUGUUGAACUUGAAGGAACUGAAUUUAUGAAUGCUGCUGUUUCCUAUGUAAAGAAAGACAUUAACCAAACUUGUUGCAUUAGCAAAACAUUAUUUAUUUAUGGGGAGUCAUUUCAGGUGGUUUCAUAACCAACAGUCGUGCAUCUAGUUUGUAAUCUGUGGCCAGUGGGUAAGAGAGCUGAAGCAUAUUAUGUCUAUAAAUUAUAAGAUGUUAAUAAAUGUUGAGUGAGCUGGUGACAUAACAGAUAAAUCAUAACCACUACAGUAAACACUUGUGCGUAAUGAGGACUUUCGUUUUUUUUUUUUUAAAUGAACAUUUAUCACGUGUAUUUAAUUUAAUUAAGGCGGAGAACCAAACAAUCAGUGUGGGCUGUAACAGGAUAUGAUUCACAUUAACAUCAUGAGUGUAUAAGACAGACAGCGUAUUAUUAUUUUAGCAUCAGCUGUUUUCUCGCUGUGGGCAGAGCCAGCCCAGCCUUCUGGAUGGCAUUGUGUUGAUGUCAUUAGAGAGCAACCGCCCAGGCAGAGUGUUUGAAGAGGAGAAAGCCAUGGGAAAAUUCAAUAACAUCGCGCCAUAAUGCGCAAAAUGUGCUCUGGUUGGGCCUGGGUGUAACUCCAAAUGUGUCUCUGAUUGAUGUUGUUGCUGUGGAGAUGGGCUCAUCUGUGGAGCGUAGGCCGUCAUGAUUGAGUUCGUUUGGCCUCUGCUCCUCUAGCUCUUUCUCUCAAAGGGUGUAUCUGAUUAUGGGAAAAGGUAGAGAGCAGGCGAACAGCAGGUCGGCAUGUGUAUGGGAAAGCAGACUUGCAGAGCUGCUGCUGUGCCAUAAGGCGCGUACUGUGUUCUCAGAGCAGUGUUGAAUCGCAAAGGCACUGGGGGAAACACCCUCCCUCUGUGAGAAACGCGUCUUCAAAUUGUGUCUCAGAUUCCUCAUUCGGAACAUAUGUGUUCUAGAUAAUAAACAAAAUUUAUUGAGGUCAAUUGAAGGGAGAGGUGAAACCUUUGCUUGCUUGGUUUUGUCUGUGACCACUAUCAAAAGGUUGGUGUACGGUAUAGCUUUCCACUGUACUCAAUGAAUCAACACGAUUGUGUAUUCUUUAGUCUUUAUUUUACAUGUAAUAAUAUCUCAAAAUAAAAAAUGACUGAUUUUUAUGUGUAA